This is a messenger RNA of Lactuca saligna, 561 nucleotides long. The record is from the annotation of a GenBank genome assembly. Lineage: Eukaryota; Viridiplantae; Streptophyta; Magnoliopsida; Asterales; Asteraceae.
AUGACUGGGAGAUUAAGACACGUUGUGCUUGGUAUAAUCAUCAAACUCGUUUCCUCACUCACCACAGAAGAACAAGAAUUCUAUCUUCUUAACAUAGUGAUUCAGAGUUAUGGCUAUGAUGUUGUAGCAGUUUUAUUGUUUUUAGUUUUGUCUAAAUAUGAUUUUUCCGUACAUUGUUUGAAAUGUUUUGAACAUCUUGACAUCAUCAAAGCCGAAUUCGAAAAUGAAUGCCCUGGUGUAGUUUCUUGUGUUGAUCUUCUUGUGGUGGCUAUUUAUGAAAGUGUGAUUCUAGCUGGUGGACCAUUUUAUCCAGCUCACACAGGUAGAAAAGAUAGCAAUCGAUCUUUCUCUCAACUCUCCUAUGAGUUGGUUUAUGGCCAUUUCAUGGCGUUUUGCUCGUUAUUUGUUCAAUCCAUCCGGUUUCAAGUGGCAAAAAGGACUUCAGAGACUGGACAAAUUAGCUCUUCUAUGGAGGUGGAGUUAGUGUUAAAGGAGAAGAAAGUUGGGAAGCUUGGUGAGAUGAAGAAUUGUCUGAUAUUCGAAAAAGGGUUAUGGAGAUGA